Molecule: messenger RNA, 1496 nt
Organism: Apaloderma vittatum (bar-tailed trogon)
Lineage: Eukaryota; Metazoa; Chordata; Aves; Trogoniformes; Trogonidae
Gene: PJA2
Product: praja ring finger 2, E3 ubiquitin protein ligase
Exons: 4
Source: RefSeq, a predicted model, not a curated record
UUGUUGCAGAUGAGAAUAUUUCUAUUGUUUUUAAUUAUUCCAAUACGUUCUUUCUUACAACUUUCUAUGAAGGUCUGAGUCCAUUGGUUGAAGUUUCUUUUUGUUUAUUAGAUGAGCCUUUGCCAAUUAACACAGAAACUGGAGAACUCGUUUGUCAAAGUGUGUCAAGUCAAACUUCUGGUCUGGAAAGCAACCAAAUUUCAGGAAAUCCUUAUGAAGAUUCUGAAGAGCUUGCAGAGUAUGCAUCUGGAGGACAUUGUGUUGUGAAUGGUAGUAAUGGAAUUGAUGUCGUAAACUCUGACUCUAAGAAGUCAGAUGGCAAGAGUAGAGAGAAAGAUGAUGCUCAAAUUGAUAAAUUUUUGGCAACAGAAGAAUCAGAUACAUUUCAGGAAACACUAGAUAAUGCUGUUAGUGAGCAUGAUGAAGAAAUAGAGUCUUUCACUGGCUUUGAGCCCCAAUUGUCUGCUCUCAGCCACGGUGUUUCUAGAGAAUUUUGCCAAGAAGGAGGAUUAAUAUCUUUAAUGAGACAUCUUAACAUAGGUUCAGACUUGGCAUGUGCGAACAACAGCACAUUUAAAUCUUCUACUGAAGGCCAAACUAUACCAAAAAGUAACCCAAGUGAUGCCAGCUGUGAAACACAACACAUACAAGAUAUGGUGGGUGUUGGAAUCAGAAGCCCUCUACCAACUGCUAAUGAGCUAGUAGUGAGACGUAAAAUAAGAAGUGAAAAUACCGCAAACCAUAUGAGAACACAGCAGCUUCUCCAUAGUGAUGGUGGAGAGGGAAGUGGCUCUUGGAGGACAAUGGAAGCCCUUCAGGGCUAUGCUGAGCAUGAUUUGAGAAAGAUCAGAGAAAAAAUGAGUUCUGGUAUGUUAUUUCACUCAAAAGAGUACAAGGGUCCUCAAAAGAACAAAGAAUUAGACCUAGGAAAAAAUGCAGCAGCACAAGAACAAAAACAACAUCUCGGCAAUAGCAGUUUUAAGAAUGACUCUGAAGACCACCACGGAGACAUCUCCAUAUCUGACAAACAUGACAGUUGCAGCUCAGAAUGCAGUGAUGGAGAAUGCUUUGAAGCUGUUCCUAGCUAUCCUGUUGUGACAAAAAGAGACCAGCUCUCAAAUAAUGAAAGCUGGCCAAUUGUCCCUGUCAUGCCGAAAGCACAGAGCACCAGCAGUGAUAAAGAAAAUGAGGCUCCAGAUUUCUGUUUCCAGGAAGGGUCAGUGGAAGAAGGAGAGGUUCCUUGUUCAACAGCCCAGGAAGAACCAGAAAGUAGCAGCGAUGAAGAAGAACUUCCAGUUAAUGAUCUUAUGCAUUCUUCAUCAUGUGUAUUGUUCAUGUGGGAUGGCGAUAACAACUCUGAUGAUGACUCGAGUAUGAGUGAAGGCAUGGAUCUGGAGUGGAGCCUGAUUGAUGAAGCUGCUGACAGCCUUGGACUUAGGUAUCCUCAGUAUCUUGCAUUUAUGGCAGUAGGUGGAAAUACACAGCAAGCUAUGGAG